Mizuhopecten yessoensis (Yesso scallop) is the source of this 4444-nucleotide messenger RNA. Its product is annotated as syntaxin. Gene Ontology annotation, cellular component: plasma membrane; SNARE complex; synaptic vesicle. Gene Ontology annotation, molecular function: SNARE binding; SNAP receptor activity. Gene Ontology annotation, biological process: synaptic vesicle fusion to presynaptic active zone membrane; exocytosis; intracellular protein transport. The coding region runs from base 237 to 1109 and encodes 290 amino acids. The transcript has 10 exons. Lineage: Eukaryota; Metazoa; Mollusca; Bivalvia; Pectinida; Pectinidae. The record is from RefSeq and is a predicted model, not a curated record.
UUAUAUCGUACAGUUUAUAUAUAAGUAUAUAUUUUAUACCUCGGAAGACCGGAAGUAGGAAACACCACAUCGCACCUGCGCAAAACUGUUGUAAUGGUUUCAUGGUAGACAAUAUUAAAAUUGUAUCGAUCUUACAUGUUUUAUCGCAACUCAUGAAGCUUAUAUGACUCCUGGAACGUUUAUUUUACCGUUUUACACCAUCUGCGACAAGUUAGGUUAAAAACCUUCCAUGCAAGAUGACCAAAGACCGACUAGCGGCUUUAAAGGCGGCACAAAGCGACGAUGAAGAAGCUGAUGAUGUUGCUGUUAACGUGGAUAGUAGCGGGUUUAUGGAGCGAUUCUUUGGACAGGUGGAAGAGAUCCGAGGAAUGAUUGAUAAAAUUUCCGAUAAUGUGGAUGAGGUCAAGAAAAAACACAGUGCCAUCCUGUCUGCUCCACAAUCUGAUGACAAAACAAAGGAAGAGCUGGAAGAACUCAUGACAGACAUCAAGAGAACAGCUAACAAAGUACGCGGGAAAUUAAAAGUUAUUGAACAAAACAUAGAACAAGAGGAGCAUUCCAACAAAUCAUCUGCAGACCUUAGAAUACGAAAGACACAAUAUUCCACAAUAUCACGUAAAUUUGUGGAAGUGAUGGGAGUGUACAACCAAGCUCAGCUAGACUACCGAGAGGGGUGCAAAACUCGAAUUAAGCGUCAAAUGGAGAUCACUGGAAGAACUACAACAAACGAGGAGCUAGAAGACAUGUUAGAAUCAGGGAAUCCGGCAAUAUUUACACAGGGGAUCAUAAUGGAAACGCAACAAGCAAAACAGACGCUAGCAGACAUAGAAGCUCGUCAUAACGACAUUAUCAAAUUGGAGACGAGUAUACGAGAGCUUCAUGAUAUGUUCAUGGAUAUGGCUAUGCUCGUGGAACAACAGGGCGAGAUGAUAGACCGUAUAGAGUACAACGUGGAACAGGCUGUAGACUAUAUAGAAACGGCCAAGAUGGAUACAAAGAAGGCAGUACGCUACCAAAGUAAAGCUAGGCGGAAAAUGAUAAUGAUAGUAGCUUGUGUUGUAGUUCUUGUGGUCAUAGUUGUCAUCAUAAUAAUAACACAAGUUGCCUAGGAAAUGUACCACAUGACCCAACACAACCAUUCUGAUUGGCUAAUGACAUUCCAAAAUGCAAAUCAAGAUUUACCUUUGAAAACACAAAGCUGGCAUGCUAUGCGACUUUGACUGCCAAGUGUCUUUUUCAAAGAGAUUAUGGUAGGUUGAUCUACAUCAUGCUGGUGUUUGUAAGGCAGGUAGAUGUGUUAUGGAUAUUUUAUUGUGUGAUGAGCUAGACGAACGGCGAUGGAAUGCUGAAAUUCCUAAAUUAGACUGUUUUUGCUAGUGAAGUAACCUGGAAGCACGAAGAAAGAUCAAGAAGCGGCAUUUCUUCAUAGACAUGACAGUAGUGUUGUAUUUAUAAGUGGGAAGGAUUGCACUGUAGGCCAUCUUUCUCACCCACAUUUAGAAUAUACCCUUCCUCGACUGAUAUUAAUGGAGUCUCUUGGUCCUGCCAUUUCCGUCUUAAAUUCUCCAGAUGUGAUAAAAAAAUCAUUGAAAAAUUAUUAUAUUUAAGAACAGAGAAAAAGGGAAGUUUGGAAACAAAAAUGAAGGGAAUGCUGAAAGCUGUAAGUUUUUAUUAUGAAUUAAAGUCACAGUGUAUAUCCACAAAUUUUGUUGAUUUCCAAUUAAAACCCUCUAUGUCAAAUUAACAUGUUAUUAUAUGUCUGAUCAAAGAUAGAUGCAUGAUUUGUGAUUUCAUCCUCCUCCUGUAGAAUGAAAAUAAUAGAUGCACCAAAAAUCAUUCAAUAUGUUAUAUAUCUAGCUAAGUAUCAUUGCCUGGGUUGCAUGGAGGUAACAGCUUCCUGAGAUAAUGUUUGUAUCAGUCAAGAGUAAGUACAAAGGGUGUAUCCCACAAGGUGGUGGGAAUUGGUAGCUUAUGUUUCUCUACAUAGCUCUUUGUGCAAUAAAGUGCAUAUGCGUAGAUAUGCAUUUCUACCAUGAUAAUCUUUUUUUAUCCGUGAUUAUUGUAAACGUUUUCUUGACGAAUUUAUCAAGAUUAUGUACUAGAAAGAUUUGUUUCAAUUUCAAACAUUAUUUGUUAUGUAAGCACCAUUUGAGGUAAUAUAAAUGUUAUAAGAAAUUUUCCACGAGUGUACCAUUUUAUACAAUCUGAAUAGAAUCAUGUCUAAAGCUCCACUAGAAUAUCCUUCACAUUUAUUAGGGAGUCCUAUUUCAUUUGACCUCUAUAAUUAGCCAAUUUGUGUGUCUAUUAAAUCUCUCUAAAACCCGUCUUUAUAUAAAGUGCUAUUUUGCUAAAUUACUGGCUUUCAAAAUUCUUCAUAAUUCAUCGAUCAGUAUUCUUGUAAAAAUAUCUCUUUGAAUGUUGUUUGAAAAUUUAUUUUAUUUUAAAAGUAAAACUACAAAGUUUUGUAUUGUAAUCAGUGUGUUAUGUGAUGUUUUGCAAAUGAUAUUAUGAUUUAUAUAAAGACAAAUCUAAUUGCUGUUUGGGUGGUCAACAAUAUGAGCCCUGUACACACUGAAGUGACGAUGUAACUGGAGCGUUAGAUUUGAUUUUACUCGGAAUGUUAUUUGUUCUGUGUGUCGUGACAUGUUAUUUGUGUGAACUAGCCAGCACCAUGCUUUUGAAGUAAAUGUCAAACACAAACAGUAGUCAUUUUAAAUGAUACUUCAGUUACCAUUGACUACAAACACAAGUCGUGCCACAAAAAGAUACUACCUGGUCAUAUUUAAUGCCUAUAAAUAUAUAAAAUAAAAGCCAAACCGUGACCUGAGGUGAAAACUUACAGAAGAAAUGUAAAACAUAUGUCUAUAUUGUCAUUAAGCUCUGUCACCUGUAUGAUUUCUGUUGAAUCCUCUAAGGUUUGAUAGAAAGCACAAUAACGUGAGAUUGUAAUGGAAUCAAAAGGAUCUCCUUCAGAAAAGAUGGUCCCUAUCACCCGUAAGGUUGAGGUCCCUAUCUUACUCUCAAGGUAGGGGAAGGUUCUGUUAGUCAAAAUCAACUUUUAGAAAUGACAUUCCCAGAAAUACCUAGACUUAAUACGACAGCCAGUUAGAUCGACCUGAUAUCAAGAUAUUAUUUUUCUGUCUUAUGGUUUCCGUGAGCUAAACAUCAACAUUGAUAACCCGUAAGUCAGUGAACUGCCAUCUCUGUUACGCUCUCCAUACCCUUUGAUAUGUCAUGACGAAGUUAAAGGCAGUGAAUGUACCACCUUGUAGAUAAUAAAAGUAGACCAAUUUGAUCCUUUGAUGUAAAGAAUCACACAGCAGCAUAACGGUAAAAUUGACAGGCUUUGAAUUUGAAUGUCGCUUAACUCUGUAAUCUUAAAAGGAAAGGUAUCGGCCUUGCAACUGGUCAAAUUUUAUUUAUCGCAGACCAAUCAACUGCAAGGCUUAUAUUUUGUCAUGUCAUAUUUAAGGAGUGAAGAGAAGGAAAGUGAGCAUAAACCCAGGAAUUUUGAGGAUGUGAUGCAAAGUGAUUCCUCUAAAACAUCAAUUCAAACUUAAAGUAAAUCUGUCAUGUGCUUUACAGUUAUAGAUAUGGAUGUUAGCCAUGCAUGACUUGACAUAUGGCGAUGUAGAUUGGUUAGGCUUUUUUUCCCAUAUGAUACAGGCUUUGUCCUUUACCGUACAAUUUUACGUCCUGUAUACUUAUAAAGUAUUGCAGUCAUUAAAUGAAGGUAUAAACCAUCGUAUCGAAUCAUUAUUGGUAAACUAGAACUGCUUGGCUUGCACAAACUUGUAUGGUAUCUUGCUCAAGUAUCACGCACAAAUCAAUUAAAUAGAAUUAGCGCUUAAAUAUCACAAUACCUUUUCCAGGAUUCAGUUUUUAAUGGUUCUAGAAAUUCUGCUUUAAUUUCUAGAUUAUUUCCAAGGUUUUUGGUUUAUUAUGAUUAAUGAUAGACUUUCUGAUUGUUUAGUAUUGUUUAUUUCAUCACCAACUAAAAUGUUUGAUGAUAUGGAAAAUGAUGAAUGAAGUGAUUGUUCACAAAUCAAUAUGUUAACCAAUGAUAUGUCACAAUAAUCAACCAUAUUCUAAAAAAUCAUACUACAAAAUAAUUUGAUUCAACAGAUUAUUCUUAUCAUGAGAAGCAAGUCUUCAGAACUGAAAAUUGUUUUACGCUCACUGAUUUGCUGACCACCGUUUUAUGUAUACCUGACUAAUUAAUAAUAUUUUGCAUCUCCUCGGGUCAUUAACGCUAUCACCCCUAUGCAACUUUAAUCAGCUCGCCCAUACAUUGAUCUGGAUGAGUCCAUUAUGGUGUACAGUGGUGAAAGGGUUAACAGAAAAGUUUUGGAACAUUUUCUGUAAAAACAAAUUCCAAUAUGCUACAUUUGAAGUAAGGAAUUUCAUUUGACGAAUAUUGAGGGAAUUCAGCAAAAUUUGGCAU